ACAAAAGAAACACUUGAAGGCCUUUUGAAUGGAGCUACGUCAGAGGACUCGCUUGUUGCUGGACAGACCCCUCGCUAUUAGGUGGGAGCUUUUUAAAAGAGCGACAGGUGGCUUAAGGUUCAGAGUUCGUAUCCACCCGAGGAGCUGACAUGUUGGAGAGAUUCAAACUGAGCAUCCUGCUGCAGGACCUCACUCUGCUGGUCCUGUUGGGCCCGGCCUGCGAAGCCUCUUCUCUGGGACUGACGGUCCACGUUUUGCCCCUGGACAGUGAUGGAGGGAAUACGGUACGAGCUCAUUUCAGUGCCAUCGCUCCCACUCCUUGUCCAGCUUUGACUGGACUGUGUGCUGCAGGGGAGGACUGUCUGGUCCACACUACCUCGUUACCUUUCACUGGCACCAAACCCAGCUCGGGCUGGUGUGUCCGCCAGUGGCAGAAAACUGUCCCCAGUAAUUACAGCGCCACUAUAAAAUUAGGGUCCGAAACAGAAAUUUAUGUAUCGAUGAAAGCAGGACCACAGAUUCGGGGAAACAGCGGGAGACUUAACCAUCCUGCUUUUGUAGGGCUCUUUCCUCCACUAAGGGCCCGUGUAAACUGCCCUCACCACUUCCAUCUGUCGGUGAAAGAUCUGGACGGUGACAAGGUGAGAUGUCGCUUUGCUCGCCCCGAGGAGGGAGAGUGUGUCAACUGCACUCAGCACUCUUUUAUAGAGCUGGAAGAGGACCAAUGUUCGUUUACAUUCACGGGAAAAGCAGCAGCAGGACGGUAUUUCAUCCACCUGAUGGCGGAGGACAUGAUCCCUACGCCCAGAACAAGCCACACUGCAGCUAACAAGCCCCUCAGCUCUGUCCCUGUGCACCUGUCUCUCACAGUGGAGGAGUCCACCUCCAGUUGCAGCAGUGAACCUGUGGCAACAGACGAAACCCCCAGAGUGGACUCCACGCUGUUUGUCCUGCCGUACCAGCAGGCGCAGUUCGACGUCGAGUUUGAAUCACAGCAGGAGAGCAUUUUAGAGUUUGGCACGAUCGGUCCCCCGGGACUCCUCAGGGUUGGUUUCAAAACAAUCGGCCCCCUGGCAACCAUGACCGUGUCCUGGGUCCGCUCCGAAAACAAACUGGCCCGCCUUUUGCCCAUCUGCUUCGCUGCGAAUACCAGGAGUUUGCAGUCAGAGCCCAGAUGCGUGUGGCUGUACCAAAGGGAGAUGGCGGCGCUGCCUGCCGGAACAGAGCUGACGUGUGAGAAGACAGCGAUGACUCUGUUGCUCCCUAUCACCUCCCUGAGUGACAUCGACCUGACCGAGCUGCAGCUCAACAGCCCCACCUGUCCCGUCACCUACAACAGCACACACCUGACUGCACGCAUCUCCCUGACUGGCUGCGGCACCAAGAUUGUGCACUCUGGUAACGAGAUGGUUUUCACCAACACCUUGAAAACUGUGCGUGCGUACACUCUGGUGAGCCGCCGGCCCACACUCGUCCUCCCUCUGGCCUGCCGGAUCCCUGAAGCCCAGGUCGGCACACCGCACUACCAGAUCGGCAUGCCCAAAGAGGAGGAGGUCUUCGGUGUGGUUGACGUGUGGAUAGAAAUUCACGCUCCAGGAGAGGGGCCCCUGGCCGACUUCACUCGCACCCCUAGGUUUCGCACCCUCAGGAUGGCGCCAGGACGAGUGCGUCGAGAGGCACAAUCACCAUCAGAGAGCAACAGCACCUCCACCAGCUCCACUGAUAACAGCACCACUAACACCCAUGGGGCCGUUGGGUCCAGGAUCACCCAGCUGGACCUCCAUGUGAUGUCCAACUGCAGCAUCGAACGGGCCGAGAUGAUAGUGAGCAACUGUAUUGAGUCUGCGACGGAGGACUUUGCAGAAACCUUCCCCAUUCUUGAACAAGGGUGUAUGUCUUCCAACAAAACAUUAGAGGUCAUUACAACAAAAUCCAAUUCCAAGGUUUACCGCCUUGAUUUGUCCAGCAUAGAGACCAAAGGAUCAACGAUGUACAUUGAGUGCACGGUGAAUCUGUGCAUCUCCACCAUGCCCUCUGAGAAGUGCCCUGAUCUGUGUGCCCGCUCCUUUAAUCACAGAGCUCUGGUUGGCAGUCUGUUCACCAGCGCCUACACCAUUAGGUCGGGACCCGUCAGCCUCGUGGUAACCUCUCCUGCACCAACCACAACAGCCGUCGCCAAAGCUACAACUACUGCUGCAGCAACCACAACUGCUGCUGCUGCUGCCACCACUAUAACCACAGCUGCCCCGAUCAGCAACACCACCUCAGGCGCUCCAGAACAGGCCUCAGCCAUGGCAGCCGGAGUGAUUCUGACAACUUUCAGCAUAUUUCUUCAAAACAUCUUCCUGUACUGAACAAGCUGCUGGACGAUGAUCUGUCCGAACAUGAAGGAACACUGUUGCCUGUUUUGGACAUUUGAAGAAUGAAACCCACUCAUGAUUCCGAUGUGUAUUUUAGGCUUUUUUAGAGCACACUACAUGACUUUCAAAAUAAAAAAAAAACAUAGGAUUUAUUGCACUGCUCACAAUAAAUUAUCCUUAUUACUGUAUGUCAUCUCACCAGUAGUGGUAGGAUGCUCAAGGGUGUGACACAGAAGGAGGGGUCACACUAUAAAAUGUCCUCCUUAUUUUUUAUUUGCCCUUUGAGACCACCUGGAGGCCGAACUGUCUGAGACACUGACCGUGUACUGUAAUCUUCCCUAGUUUAAGUCUGUGACUUUGUUGCGUGUCCUUCUUCCUGUCUUUUCAGCUAUCUGCUGUAUACAGCAUGUACAUGUAAAAAACCUUGAUAGGAGCAGCAGACUUUGUUACUCUGCACUAUCUGUGUACUUUAUUAGCUACAUGCUGGAUUUAUUACAGAACAUUUGGCACAUUGAAGAUAUUGGACACAAUUUGGAGGAAAAUUAAAAAAUAUUGAAAUCCAGUUAGUUUAGCUAACCCGGCUAUGUACUGUUGGUUUUUCAAAACUAGUAAGCACUUAUUAACAAACAGCCUCACACACCCUUUUCUCUUCACAAAUACUGUGAAUAAAAUUAAGGUGUUUAUUUAGCUCAAAUAUUUGAUGACACACUUUGACCCUUUACGAUUAUGUCACAUUAUAUGUACCAUUUUGUCAUAUGGAUUGUUUAAAAUGUAUUUUAUUUUAUUGUUCUGCUCUGUAUACACGACAUCUGUUGCACAACUGUCCUCCUCCGUUGUUCUGCUCAUGGUUUCUCCCAUUUUUUCCCUGUUAAAGGUUUUUUGGGGGGAAUUUUUCCUCGAUUUUAAGCCUGUCAAAAAGAACAGACAGUGUCAUGUGCUGUACAGAUUGAUUGAUAAAACCCCCUGAGGCAAAUUUGUGAUAUAAGGCUGUAUAAAUAAAAUUUAUUGGCUUUACUUUUAGACACCCCCCCCCCCC
Molecule: messenger RNA, 3396 nt
Organism: Epinephelus lanceolatus (giant grouper)
Lineage: Eukaryota; Metazoa; Chordata; Actinopteri; Perciformes; Serranidae
Source: RefSeq, a predicted model, not a curated record